AUGUACGAGCAGUGCCGUUUCGGUCGUCAUGUGCCGUUCUUAAGAGAAGCGUUACGGGAUGGGCUGCUGCGUGUGCCAACACGCUAUCCAGCCACAAAUCCGGGUGAAUGUGAUAAUUUCUUGAAUCAAGUGGAACGUCACAUUGGUGACAACAAAUCGCUUAUCGGACGACUGAAGUAUUUUGAGAACGAAAUGGCUCGUAUACUGAUAAACAGCGAUGAUAUCUUCAACCGUGAUCGAUAUCGUGCUUUGGUUGCCGAAACUCAGGUGAUGAUGAUGGUGGUGGUGACGCAUAUAGAAACUGUUUUGUGUUUGCUCAUUAAGCAACUAUCGGAAACAGGAACCAUAGACGACAUCGCCACUGUGCAGUUUUUGCUGGAAAAAUGCUGUCACCUUAAUCAGUUACGAGUGCUUCUGUUGCUGAAAUACGGAAGCGGUUAUUUCCAUAGGCUUAAUUUAGACAGUUCAUUUAUUGCUAAAAAUGCCGUUUGUCUCAAGAUGCACGCGGUACCGUACAAUACAGUGCCAGGUGGAUAUCAUUGUGCAGGGUUUGCGGCACCAAACAGUGCUUCUGACCAGAUGCCGCCACCAUCGGCUCCCGGCAGCAUUAUCAACCCAUGUCAACCAGGUGGUACGCCGCAAGGUGAUUUUUACAACAUCGAUGUUUUGAAAAUGCCGCCACCAUCGGCUCCCGGCAGCAUUAUCAACCCAUGUCAGCCAGGUGGUACGCCGCAAGGUGAUUUUUACAACAUCGAUGUUUUGAAAGUGAUUUACUAUCGUUGA
Messenger RNA from Gongylonema pulchrum, 783 nucleotides. The record is from the annotation of a GenBank genome assembly. NCBI's taxonomy places the organism in Eukaryota, Metazoa, Nematoda, Chromadorea, Rhabditida, Gongylonematidae.